CUGUCUGCGUACAAGGUCAGUGGUGGAGCACAUUUAUUCCCGUCAUAAAAAUCAUAUCAGAGUUAAUACUGACCACAUUUAUAUUUUAACAAGCAUGGAACUCGUUUUGGGUGGAACGGCCGCAGUUUGCGCAGCAUUUUGGACUAAUCCUCUCGAAGUGGUCAAGAUCCGGAUGCAACUUCAAGGCGAGUUGCAGGCCAAGGGGAAUUAUGCAGUCCACUACAGAAAUGUUUUCCAUGCGGCGUAUACCAUUGCGACGAAAGAAGGUGCAACCGCGAUCCAGAAAGGACUCGUCCCCGCGCUCUGGUACCAAUUCGUCAUGAAUGGGAUCCGCCUGGGUCUGUUCCACAAGGGAGAGAGCAGGGGGUUCACGAAAAACGGGGCGACUGGAAAGGUCGACCCUGUCCGCAGCGUGAUGGUCGCGAGCGUCUGCGGUGCCACGGGCGGCGUCAUUGGGUCACCAUUCUGUCUCAUCAAGACGCAACUUCAGUCCAAGUCGAACGCGUCCGCAAUAGCUGUUGGGCAUCAGCACAGUGCGAGUGGAAUGUGCGCCGCGGUCAAGUCGAUUUUUCAGUCGCAUGGCGUCCUUGGUUUGUGGAGAGGAAUGUCUACCACCCUGGUGAGAGUUGUCGUCGUGUCAGCCGUGCAACUCCCCACUUUUGCCAAGGCGAGAGAGUAUGUGACGUCGAAAGGGUGGUUUCCCGAGGGGAGCGUGAUCAACGCGUUCAUCGCGAGUUUACUCUCCGGAGUGCUGGUGUCCAUCGCAAUGGCACCGCUGGAUUUGGUCUCCACUCGGUUUUACAAUCAGGGCGUGGACGCCAAGGGGAAAGGUCUGAUGUACUCGACGGUGAGGAACUGUGCAUGGAAAAUAUUCCGAGCGGAAGGUGUCCUUGGCUUUUUUAAAGGGUGGACCGCAAUCUACUUCCGGUUGGGACCUCACACCCUCUUGAGCCUCGUUUUCUGGGACAUUUUAAAAUCUAAGUAUAAUAAGAAGCACUAAUUGAUUACCACUGGACGACGUGUAGAUUUAUUUAUAUACAAUUAAAAGUUUUUGUACAAUUAGAAUUUUACAAAAUUAAAAUGAUCUUGUUAUUUUAA
Messenger RNA from Folsomia candida, 1098 nucleotides. RefSeq names its product solute carrier family 25 member 35. Bases 95 to 1000 code for a protein of 301 amino acids. The record is from RefSeq and is a predicted model, not a curated record. NCBI's taxonomy places the organism in Eukaryota, Metazoa, Arthropoda, Collembola, Entomobryomorpha, Isotomidae. The transcript is spliced from 4 exons.